Molecule: messenger RNA, 1338 nt
Organism: Aspergillus wentii DTO 134E9
Lineage: Eukaryota; Fungi; Ascomycota; Eurotiomycetes; Eurotiales; Aspergillaceae
Product: nucleoside transmembrane transporter FUN26
Exons: 2
Coding region: 1-1338 (445 amino acids)
Biological process (GO): nucleoside transmembrane transport
Cellular component (GO): fungal-type vacuole membrane; plasma membrane
Molecular function (GO): nicotinamide riboside transmembrane transporter activity; nucleobase transmembrane transporter activity
Source: RefSeq, a predicted model, not a curated record
AUGGAUCGCAUUCGACGGCUGAUCGCCACCCCACAGGCGUACGAACCGAUUGAAGACAGAGCUGACGAUGGCGAACCAUCUGGUGAUGGAGAAAGGCCUAUAGCACCAUUCUCCAAAGUUAAUUAUGCGAUCUUCUUCCUCCAAGGCAUUUCUAUGCUGUGGGCGUGGAACAUGUUCCUCGCCGCAGCACCGUACUUCUAUUCUCGAUUCCAGUCAGAUGGAUGGACGGCAACCCACUUCCAGCCCUCCAUCCUAACCGUAUCAUCCAUCACCAACUUGGGAAUGGUGACUAUACUCGCGAAGCUGCAGAAAAACGCCGACUAUCCCAGACGAAUCAAGAUCGCAUUGCUCAUUAACAUCGCCAUAUUUACCCUCCUAGCCUUUUCGACGAUUCUCUUCAAAAAUGUCUCGGUGAAGGUAUACUUUAGCUUCGUGCUGCUAAUGGUGUUUGGAACAAGUUUGGCGACGGGCUUUAACCAGAAUGGCGUUUUUGCCUAUACUGCUGGUUUUGGGAGAGAAGAGUAUACACAGGCUAUCAUGGGUGGUCAAGGCGUGGCAGGAGUCUUGCCGUGUAUCGUGCAGAUUUUCUCUGUGCUGGUGGUGCCGGCGGAUAGCAAGGAACAGCUACCUACGGAGUCACCCAAGUCGGCAUUCAUAUACUUUAUUACAGCUACCGUGAUAUCGUCCUUUGCCCUCAUUACCUUUUUAUAUCUACACAAUCAACGGCUAGCAGCUUUGGACAAAUUUGAAUGUGAAGAAGAGGAGGAAGCGAAUGACCCGGUCCCUGAACUAGACCAUCACAAGGAUGUGAGCCUCUGGGCUCUUUUCAAGAAACUCCGCUGGAUGGCUUUAUCCGUCUUCAUCUGUUAUGGUAUUACGAUGAUGUUCCCAGUCUUCACAGUGCAGAUUGAUUCCGUCCAUGACCCUCAUAGCUCUCGACUCUUUCAACCAUCCGUCUUUUCCCCGUUGGCAUUCUUCUUCUGGAACGCAGGAGACCUCAUUGGAAGAAUGUCGCUGAUAAUACCCGGCUUCUCUAUCAGUCAUCGCCCUUUCUUACUGUUUCUUCUCUCUGUUGCUCGUGUUGCGUUCAUCCCACUCUACCUGAUCUGCAACAUCCGCGGACGAGGACCCAUUGUAGAGAGCGACUUCUUCUACCUGUUCAUUGUGCAGCUCCUGUUCGGAUUUACUAGUGGAUAUAUAGGUAGCUGCGCCAUGGUGGGAGCUGGCGAGUGGGUGCUCGGAGAGGAACGGGAAGCCGCUGGUGGCUUCAUGAUCAUGAUGCUUUGUGGAGGCUUGGCUGCAGGCAGUGUUCUGAGCUUCUGUGCUGCCAGUGCAUGA